CCCAGCGGCUCUCCGUAUUUCAGGCCUGGGCGUCGGCAGUACAUUCACGUCCGCUGCGUAUGAGAGAAACAUCACCUCACUCCCAAAUCUGUGUUUAUUUCGUCCAAAAAUAUAAUAUAACUUAUCAAAAUGCUUUCGGCCACGCUCGACAGCAGUGGCUCCCCCAAGAAACGAGCCUUUUCUCGGGCAGUGAGCGAAGACGAAUCCCUCCGAAGCUUUAUUAAGGAGGCUGAGAAUUCAUCCAGGCGUUUGGCAAGAAGUGACAGUCGAGCAGGGACAUUGAAAAAGAGGACUGAGAGUCAGACUGAACAAGAACUCUUCACAGAACUUCCAGAAAUGCUGGAGCUCCAGGCGAGCUAUGAGGAGGCUUUGGCGGAGGUGCGUGGGCUGGAGGUGGAGCGGGACACACUGCUGUUCCAGGUGGACGUUCUGCAGGACUCUCUGGAGGGAGUGGAGGAGCUGCUGGCAGAGGCCCAGAGAGAGGCAGGCGAGGCCAACACCAAGCUGGAGCGAGAACGAGAGGCCCGGAGGAAACUGGAGGGAAUGGUCAGUUCUUUGAUGAAAGAAGUGGAGAGGUUGAAAGAGGAAAGAAACGAUACUUCCGCUGAUAAAGGAAGUCAAACAGAUGAAACAAAGAGUGACACCAUCACAAUGAGACUGCCCUCUGCUGCUGAAGCUGAGGAAAAGCUUCGUAAGUUCGUAAGUAUGUCUCCCAUGCGCUCGCCGUCUCUGGCCUUGGACAGCCCUCCAUGUGAGGAGGGCAUUAUGCAGAGGCCUUAUGAAAACGGUGUGGACGAUGAAAAGACAGACACCGACAGCAUCAGUGCCUACGAGGACGCCCACACCGACACCCCAGACAACGACAGGCUGUUUCCAGGAGAGGGCGCCACCGCAGACCUGCCUCACGAUUCGGAGAGCAUAGACGAAAAGCAGGAGGCAUGUGUGGUUUCUUAAUGCUUUGGUCUAUAUUUUGUUUCUUUGUUGAUAUUAGACGAAGGGCCACUGCAAAAACUGUUUAAGGACAUUUUAGUUAAAGAGGGUGUAUUAUUACUGACCAGCCAGAACCACAUGAUUUGACAAAACUUUACAAAGAUGAGUGAAUCUGAAGCUGUAGCCGGCCUCCCUGAUUUCAGAGAGUGUGAUUACCAGGCGGAUUAACCAAUCAGGGAGAUGCAUGCUCUGUUUGGGUCAAAAACAAACAUGGCUACAUACACAUAAAAAGGAGAAAAUGUACAUAAAGGACUGAGAAACAGUGUGGAUUUUUACAGAAUCAACAAUCGAAGCACGAAACUAUUAUUUGUUUCUUACUUACUUACUUUCACGCUCUGUGGUACGGUUCCAGUCCCUUCUGGUUUUGAACAGAGUGUAGAAGGCAAGGGUUAUUAUACAUUAUAGUUUUCUACCAUGUUAUAACAUUGUUCCCUCAUCAAAAACUUGCCUGUAGAGGUUUUAGAUGGCGUCCAUGCAUGUUUGAGUAAUUUAGCUCUCCUGGGCCUUAUUUGACCCUUCCUUAUAGUUAGCUAUAAGAUUCGAUCCAAUGCUCCACCCACAAACCUACAUCACCCAUGCCUUCACACGACAAUUCACCAUAAACAUACAAAAACAUGAUACAAAAAUGUACACUACAACUUCAUAAGACUGAUGCAUUGUCCAGUGAAGGGGGAUUGACUUGAAAGUGGAGAAGUGAACCAUAGAAGCACCAUUAAAGUAUAAUACCCCCUCUUUAAUGUUGAAAAAUAAAAAACAAAAUAGCUUUAGCGUCUGUUACUUUUCAAAUAAGUCAAAAUAAUAAGGGACCAAUGCGGCUAAGGGAAAAAUAAUGUAAUUGCAGGUAUCAUAAUUCUGACCAAAUGUAAGAAUUUUGUUGUCUACUUAACUAAUUGUUUUUACAGUGGUCCUAAUCUGCAGAUAUUAGUGUUUCUCUUAAAGUUAGAAUUGUUUACCAAGACUGUUAAAAGUUGACUGUAUGUUAAUAAUAAGCAUAUAUUAUAGAAAUCCUUCCCUACGAUGAAUCUCAGGAUCAAAUUUGUGUACUUGCCAAAUUGUCAAUUUUUGUAGAACAAAAUGUUUCUUCGCCUUUUAUGAACUUUCAUUUUUCUUAGAGCAACGGGGGACAUGAAGCAAAAGAUUAAACACACUGUAUCCAAAACACAGUUAAGCUCCAAAGGUAUUCUGCCCUCCAAUGUCAAACAAGGGAAUUUUCUCUGCGUAUUAUCACACUGUACAGUACUGAGCAAAGGUCUUGGAGAUAAAUGUUUGCCAAGGCACUGGUCCUAUCUUACAAUCAAUUAGUUAUGCACAUAUUGCAUAGAGCACGAUUCUUAUCACUAAGGAGAAAUGUAGGUCCUUAGAAUUCUAGUAAAACAACAAUUAUAGUCUGUGUUUAUCAAAUCUAAAUCUUCUUUUCUUCAACACCUUUGCCCAGUACUUUUCUUUUGGCCAAAAAAAUAUGUUCUCCAAAAUAUUUUAUAUAGGUUUUAAAGGGUUUUAAUUUUAUCUGCCUCACGCCAUACUUUUUAUGUUUCUGUUUAGGUUUUAGGGAUAUUGGUUGCAUAAGCACUUUUUAAAAUUGGUGGCAGUAACUUCAAUAUAUAAUACAUUCCUGAAUCCCUUUAAUAAUAACCAAACAUGAUAAAAAGAUUAGUUUUUGUCCUGCAUUUUUGCACAAUUGCAGUGAUAAUAGUCUUUGCUGUAACACUUUGUAUUUGAAUAUCAGUUUUUAAUGUUUUCUAAUAAUCAGUUUUUUUACUGUUCACUUUGUAGCAGUUUGCAUGAGCACAUAAGAUUGUACCUGGAUUUCAGAGCACGUCAUGAAGUAAUAAGUUAUAUAAAUAUUUUUGCACGCAAUUUAAACAGAUGCUGUUUAUUAUUGGGGCUGCACAAUAUUAGGUUACCUAAGUAUAAAAAUCAGGGGUUGAUGUGUGUUAAUUUUGUACAUUUAAUGACUAACCAUAAUUAUCUCUAUGGUUUAUGAAGUUAUGAUCUAUAUUGCUUGCAUAUUUUUAGAAAUAAGUCAUUUUUGUAUCUAGUGAUUAAGAUUUAAGAUGCACCCAAAAUUGAGUUUUCGUGAUAAUUCUCUCAAAAUGCAACCAUGAAAUAGUAUGUGUUCUUAUUUUGAUAUUGUGCAGCCUAAUCCAUAAGACACAAUACUACGAUAAUAUUUAACAUAACACAACUUUAUCUUAAGUACGUUUACUGCCAAACCAUGUCUCAUGUCAUUUCAUUCGGUGGAUGUUCAGAUUAAGGAUGAUGUAGAAGUACUGUUGAUGCAGAGAGCUGUAUGUCAUGUGACUGGGUUCUACACUGUACCUCAGGCUUUUGUUUAUGAUGAUGAUGAUUUUACACUCACAACCUCUAGACUCAAGACUUAAAUUUAUUCAUGCCAAUAGAUACAAGAAAGAAGUUUUGGAGCAUGUCUUUUACCAGGUCUUUUACCUUUUAUCAGAACUGAUCAAGCCUGUGGGAUGGGAAGUGAAGUCUUAACUUACUUAACUUACUAACUUAAAAACUGUUCAUCCAAUUCAUGUUCAACUAAGGCUGGGCAUUAUGGAAAUAAAAAUAUUUAUUUUCUGAUAUAAAUCUAUUGGUUUCUCAUGAACAAAACGAAAAUUGUUUCUUUUUCAAAUACACUGGUUGUAUAACUCUUUAUAAAACAAAACAAACAAGAAAAUACACCAAGCCAAUAAAUGAGACCUUCAAAUGACUAGAUCAAAAUCUUGAGUCAGGUUUGUUUAAAGUAUAUAAAGAUGUGUGCUGUGUAGCUUUUCUGGUGGCGGGUCCAUCAAAUGUUUUUGUAUAGAGGUGUUAUUGCUUUGUCUGGAAUGUUUCACAAUAUGUUAUAAAACCUUUCUAUCUUCAUGGAGACCAAACCAGACCAAGUUACAGGUCAGAUCUGUGGACAGGCAACCCUGCUAAUGGUCAGAAUGCCUGUUUUUCUAGGUAUUUUUACUCUAUAAACCAACCUGUAAUUGAAUACAUAUAAGUCAGAGCCGUUUAAUGUCAUACAGUGGAACUUUCCAGACAGAGCAAUGACACGUCCAAAGCCACAGUCAAGUAACAGACCCUCCACCAAAAAAUAUUAUGCAGUGCACAUUUAAGUGUCCAUUCGUAUAGUCAACAAAUAUUUUUACUUUAGCAUUUAUGAACAGCUGGCCUGUCAGUUGUGAUUGGUUGCAUUUUUAUCAGUUGUGUUUAGAUGUGAACUGAUAACAUGUAUGUGAGUGUGUACAAAAUAAAAAGGGGAACAAAACUGCCUUAAGAAGCGUGUAUGACAUAAUCACAUUUGCUGAAACACUUCCUCUGAGACAAUCCACACUUAUGUCAUUUGAUUUAGACAUUUAUCACAGCUGUCUUACUACUGAAUCUGCCUGACCUCACUUUUUGUAUCAUGAUUUUAAUGUGUCAUUUUUAUUAUUUACCAAAUCACUGAAAAUGUAUGUGUGUUUAUCACUUUAUCCAAGCCUUCAUGUAAAUGUGCUGUUUGUGACAUGAAUGGAGUUGUAAUUAAAACUCAGAAACAUAUCAAAA
Molecule: messenger RNA, 4527 nt
Organism: Boleophthalmus pectinirostris (great blue-spotted mudskipper)
Lineage: Eukaryota; Metazoa; Chordata; Actinopteri; Gobiiformes; Gobiidae
Product: leucine-rich repeat flightless-interacting protein 2
Exons: 6
Coding region: 130-954 (274 amino acids)
Source: RefSeq, a predicted model, not a curated record